Messenger RNA from Nicotiana attenuata, 1568 nucleotides. RefSeq names its product U11/U12 small nuclear ribonucleoprotein 25 kDa protein. The coding region runs from base 174 to 1136 and encodes 320 amino acids. Gene Ontology annotation, biological process: mRNA splicing, via spliceosome. The record is from RefSeq and is a predicted model, not a curated record. NCBI's taxonomy places the organism in Eukaryota, Viridiplantae, Streptophyta, Magnoliopsida, Solanales, Solanaceae. Gene Ontology annotation, cellular component: U12-type spliceosomal complex. The transcript is spliced from 9 exons. Gene Ontology annotation, molecular function: protein binding.
AUACUACUAACAAAAAUAUUUGGCAUAACGUAAGUCAUUUUGCGGAAAGAUAUUUUUCACGUAGAACUUAGAACCUAUUUUAGCGGAGCAUCGAUUUUGCCCGGAGUAUCGCCGAGCAACAGAGUCCCAAUUAUAAUUUGCUGAAAUAGAUAUAUACAUGGCUGUAUAAUUGCAUGAUUCUGAUGGGGCAUCACGAGACAAAGUCUUCCACUAGUAGGGAUAGGUCUCCAUCACAACAGAGGCGCAUGCAUAGGCAUGGGACUAAGGCCAUGGAUUUGGAUAGAGAAUUGUCAUCUGAAAGAAGAGAACGAAGGUCAGGAAGAGAUGUAAUUGAGCAUAGGUCUCCUAGGCCGAGACAUGAUUACUCCUAUUCGGCUUCAGAUCAUCAAAGCAUGGAUCAUCACAGAUCCAGUUCAAGUUUUAAUGUUAACACAGAAAGACAAAAUGAGGUCUUCAACUCAACUGGUCCCGAAAACUGGAAGGAAAGCAAUGAUCCCGUGACUAAAACGAAAGCAAAUGAAGAGUACCUGGAAGCUAAAGAGGAGCAAAUGACAUUGUUAAAGCUGUCCGGAGAUCUUACUACAGAAUCUGAACAACACACUGGUGCAGAGGGGAGGAAGGAGGAAACCAAGAUUUCACUGGAAUACAACACCGACAUGAAGAAGGCAAGACUCCAUUCAACACUGGUUGCUCUCCUCGACGAUCCUGUGCUAUCUGAUGUACCCAAAAAACCAACUCUGAUGGAUGUGGACACCCUUAUCAGCUUGGAACUUGGGAGUGCCAUGCGCAUCUCUAUCCUCAAAUUGGAUGGCAGCUGCUUUGAUGUAACAGUGAUGAAUUCCGCGACAGUUAAAGACUUGAAACAAGCUGUUCGGAAAAGGAUUGAUGACAGUGAGCAAUCUAAGAUGGGCCAUCGGCAUAUUUCUUGGAGGCAUGUCUGGUCAAAUUUUUGCCUUUUAUUUCACAAUGAAAAGUUACUUGACGAUACUGCUAAACUUCAGGACUACGGCAUUAGGAACAAUGCUCAGGUGCAAUUCAUUCCCUAUGUCAUCUCCAGGGCCUCAAAGAAGCAUUCAAAGAGGAGAAAACACCGAUUUUUUCAUGGCCUAAGCAAAAAGGGACGAACAACUGAUUGAAUCAGGGGUCAGAUUACCGUAUACAGAAGCCAUAGAAUGCUUCUAUCUGGCUUCUAACCAUGGAUGUAAUAGCAACGCUGGUGUAAAACCAAGGAAAAGAAAAUCAAGCCUAGGCGCCUUCUCAAUUGCCUAGUUUUGACAUGAGCUUGAAUGGAGUGAGAUGGCCAACAAGUAUUCAAAUAGUUGAGCUCUACUUUUGUGGAUUGAGGUCUAGUUGCUGCUUUGUUCAACCGCCUAGCUUUAUAAAGUAUAGCUACGAGAGGUACCAUUUUAUGUUAGAUUUUUCCCUCUGUAGAAAACUCUUUGGUUAACCGUGUUACUUUCUGAAACGUUUUCUGGUUUUGUACUAGAAGCGUUAGCUCAUCUGCUUUUGUUUGUGCCAAGAGACUAGUGCCCUUCAGAUAAAGGUGUCCUCGGUUUGGUUUAACUUGA